AUGAGAGGCCCAAUAGAGAGAGAGUCCGGGAGAAAAAGAAAGGCCAACGUACGAGAAGCUAGGGCGAGCCUCGGACAAAGUGAGGUCUACCAUGCAUAUGUUGCGGACCGGUCUAUGAAGAUCGAGUUUUCAGAGGGCGAGGCGACUCACGUCCUCCACCCGCAUAACGAUGCGCUGGUUAUUACCUUGAAAAUAGCCAACGCAAAAGUGCAUCGAAUUUUGGUGGAUGGGGGUAGCUCAACAGAUAUCAGCUCCUUGACAGCCUACAAAGCCAUGGAUUUAGGAGAAGAGGUGCUUAAGAGCAGCCUGACACCAUUGAUAGGAUUUGGAGGAGAACGGAUCAUUCCCAAGGGGAGAAUAGAGUUGCCUAUAACGUUCAGAAGUGAGCCAAAAAGUAUCACAAGAAUGGUGGACUUUUUGGUCGUCGACUAUACAUCCUCCUAUAAUACAAUAUUGGAAAGACCGACAAUGCACAUGCUCAGAGCGAUACCAUCCACAUACCACCAAUCCAUGAAAUUUCCAACACCUGGUGGAGUAGGAGAAAUUAAAGGAGAGCAACGAGUGUCGCGUGAGUGCUACUACACUUCAAUGAGGGGCAAUGACAAGGCUUCUACUACGGGUCGCCAUUGA
Messenger RNA from Momordica charantia (bitter melon), 630 nucleotides. RefSeq lists its product as uncharacterized. Lineage: Eukaryota; Viridiplantae; Streptophyta; Magnoliopsida; Cucurbitales; Cucurbitaceae. The record is from RefSeq and is a predicted model, not a curated record.